CGUACUUAGCUACCUCCUAGGUAGAAUGUGAUUGUGAAUUAGUUGAUGACUGGUUAACAACUUCCACAAUAUCCCUUCUUUUUUACAACUAUUAUCACCACCCAACGAAGCAAUAAUCAACGACGAUACUAGGUCGGAUAAUAAGGCAAAGACAUCCUCUACGGAACCCACGCUCUUUUGGUCUCUGUCCUUUUCUCCUAAUCUAUCUCAUCCGCAUAGAAAAUAUCUUUUAAUUUCAACUUGGAUCCCACGCCUCUCCUGAGACCCGAAACCGACAACAUUCCCUAAUAUACCAAGAAAUGCCACCGGCUCUGUAUAACUCGAUCGAUCGCUAAACUAUUAUCGCCACGAUGGAGGCUGUGGCUGCUCCUCUAGGCCUACAAGGCUCCGGUGCGAACGCAUUAUCGCCUUCCCCCUUUGUCAUGAUAGAUCCAGCUUUGGUGGUUGACUAUCUGGCAUCCGUGGUUACUAUUGCCCUUGGAGCUACACGUAGCGAGCUGGAGCGACCAGGGAAUCUUCUGUCGAAAGCAAACUACGACGAUACGGUUCAAAGGUGUACUCGCUUUGCAUCCGAUGCCCAGGUGGCCCUGUAUAUCCAGAAAGAUGUGAAGCCAUCGGAUGACGUCCCUGACGGUUCUACCGACAAUGUUCAAGUCACAUAUACAUACACCAUCACGUCCGAAAUAUCUUCUUCUCCAACGACGAUAGCCUAUCUCGCACUUCUCAAACGCCCCCAGGCGCUCGAUUCCGCGCUGCCGUUAUCAUCUCAGAUCCAGAUACAAACGCUGCCUGGCACUGCCUCGCUUGCUAAUCUCGUUAGCGAACAAGGUCCUACUGCUUCGCCUUUCGAAAUACUACACUCUAUUCUUCAUAAUGCGCUGGCGCCCUAUUUCGAUGCCAAUACCAAGACCUCGCAAGCUGCGAAUGGAACCAGGAACCGGGCGGACGUCGAUGCGAAGACGGGUAUUCCCGUAACCAAGAAACGUAUGACUGAGCUUGAACUGAGCUUGCUGCACCUCCAGCAAAAUGUUGAGAUCCCAGAGUUAUCGCUCUCGUUUCAUCCGAUUGUCCAGGGGGUAUUGGAUGACGCUGCUGCACGCGAUAUACGACCGACGACUGAUAUGAUAGACGCUAAACUUCUCUCGGAGAGUACCUUCAUGAACAACUUGCAGUCGACAGUAAAUGGUUGGAUUAAAUCAAUACAGACUAUCACGAAACUCACCCGAGACCCCGUAACGAGAACGGCGACGCAGGAGAUUAAUUUUUGGUUGUCUAUGGAGUCUGCGUUGGAGGGAAUUGAAGCUCAGUUGAGGAGCGAAGGUGUUACGUUGACUUUGGAGAUUUUGAAGCAUGCGAAGCGUUUUCAGGCUACUGUUAGUUUUACCGCCGACACUGGCUUGAAGGAGGCUAUGGAGAUGGUGCAGAAGUACAAUCAACUCAUGCGGGAUUUCCCCCUCGACGAAUUGUUGUCCGCGACUUCGCUGCCCAAGGUUCAGGACGCCAUCGGCCAGAUCUUCACCCACAUGAACAAGAAAAUGAGAUUCAGUAAUUACCCUAUAGCCCGAACUUUGCAUCUGGUUGAAGCUAUCUCGGCGGAUCUUGAGGAAGUCAUGCACCGCCUUCUUCCAGGCUCUGAGUUGGUCGACCUGGAUUAUAAGGAUUUUAAAACCCUUAUGACUACUGCCGACGAAAUCUUCAAGUCUUGGGACGCUCAGAUAAAAGAAUUUACCAAUAUUGCUCGAGAGACGACUCGCAGAAGGCAGGAGAGGUUCAUUCCGAUCAAGGUCAACCCCAAGCAUAGCGAGUUGCAAUCUCGUUUGAAGUAUAUCGAUAACUUCCGAGACAAUCAUGAGCAACUGCAGAAGACAAUCAUCAACGUCCUUGGUCCGAGGACAACUGCCAAUGGUGUUCCUGAAGAGACGACGACCAAUGGCGUUGCCCUUGUCGAAGAAAUAGGCGACGUGGACGCCGUCGAAGAGGUUCGACAGGCUUGGGAAGCGUUGAAGAAUGUUGAUCUGCUCGAUGUUUCUCCCGAAGGUACCCAGAGAUGGGUCAAGGCUGAGAACACCUAUAACGAACGCACGUCGCGAGUAGAAAAUUCAAUUAUUGCUAGAUUGCGUGACCGUCUUGCGACUGCAAAGAAUGCGAAUGAGAUGUUUCGUGUUUUCUCUCAGUUCAACGCCCUCUUCGUGCGCCCCAAGAUUCGGGGCGCCAUAGCCGAGUAUCAGAAUCAACUCAUUGAUAACGUGAAACAAGCCAUUUCGGGGCUCCACGAGCGCUUUAAACAGCAAUAUGGCCACUCGGAGGUUCAUGCCAUGGCACAGCUACAUGAUUUGCCACCCGUCUCUGGAGCCAUCAUUUGGGCGCGUCAAAUUGAGCGUCAACUGGAUAAUUACAUGAAGAAGGUCGAGGACAUCCUGGGUACCGACUGGGCGCUUCAUACCGAGGGCCAAAAGCUUCAGACUGAGAGUGAACUAUUCAGAAAGAAACUGAAUACUCAAGCGAUCUACAAAGCCUGGGUCGAAGAUGUUCAGCGCAGGCAUAUCUCGAUAUCUGGUCGGCUGUUCAACAUCAAUAAGAUAAGAGCUGCGAAUAAUGCGCUGGACCUCUCAGUGAACUUCGAUGCUCAGAUCAUUGCGCUAUUCAAAGAGACUCGUAACCUUGGCUGGCAAAAUUUCAACGUCCCCCACGCCGUGAAUAACACUGCGAAGGAUGCCAAGAGGGUGUAUCCUUAUGCUGUUAGUCUGAUGGAAAGUGUAAGAACUUUCACUCAGACAACGCGGCAGAUAUCGAAACUACCUGAGGUGUCUAUUUUGCUGAGUGGCUACCAGAACGAAGUUCAUGUAUUGAUCGCCAAGGGUAUACCUCUGAAGUGGGAGACAUUUGUAAACACUUGGGAAUCGUACCAAAAGCCGACGCUCCCUAACGGCACUCUUGAUCAUACAAUUGGACGUAGUAGUGAAACCAAGCAUGUCUUAUUUGUCAGGGAAUUUGCUGCGGCCGCUUCUCUCCUUCAAGCGAAGACCGUCACUCUCGCGAAUAUACACAUGAAUGUUCAGAAGGCACUGACAGAGCUGGCAAUUUGCCCGUAUGAGGCUUCGGAGUUCGAAACGCGUCUACAAGUUAUCCAGGCCGCCGUCGAUCAGCUCAAUCUCGAGCAAUACGUCAACCUUGGCUUCUGGGUUGAGAGGAUGAACGAACGAAUUAAGCUGACCCUACUUAACCGUCUCCAGCAUGCGGUCUCGGCAUGGAUUGAAGCAUUUGAAGACGACACACCCGUCGAUCGAAUUGAGAAUAGUCGAAGAAAGCAAUUAGCUCCGUCGGGGGAACCUCUCAAAUCGGACGCGCCUCUCAUGAAACACUUGAUUCAUGAAAUCACUAUGAGAAAUCAAGUUAUCUAUCUUGAUCCGCCACUCGAGUUUGCGAGAGCUAGCUGGUUCUUGCACUUGCAUAACUGGAUUGGUAUUGUCUGCAACCUGCCUAAGAUUAAGGCCUCUAGAUACCAAAUGAGCUUGACCUUGAGUACCGUUGUCCAAGAGGAAGCCCGCUUCAACGAUCUUCCUAGCGAUUGUACCGACAUACUCAGUAGAGUCUAUACUUCGAUUGAGACAAAGCUACAAGGCAUCGGUGAGUAUGUUGAUAAAUGGCUUCAGUUCCAGUCCCUCUGGGACUUGCAGUCUGAACAAGUGUACGAACUUCUGGGCGAUGAGCUCUCCAAAUGGCUGCAGUUACUACAAGAAAUCCGCAAGUCUCGUGCGACCUUCGACACGACCGAAGUAAGCCGUUCAUUCGGCCAUAUUACGAUCGACUACGAACAAGUACAAAUGAAGGUCAAUUCCAAAUAUGACCAAUGGCAGCAGGAGAUAUUGAUAAAAUUUGCUACGCGGCUUGGAACUCGUAUGAGAGAAGUCAAUGCCGAGAUAGAAAAGGCGCGGAGAGACUUGGAAGGACAAAGCCUCGAAGCCUCAUCCACCGCACAAGCGGUCCAGUUCAUCACUAUUGUGCAAAGCUGCAAGCGUAGGGUCAAGGCCUGGGCCCCGGAAGUCGAGACUUUCCGUCAAGGACAGUCUACUCUGGUCCGGAACCGGUACAAUUUCCCGAAUGACUGGGUAGAUGUCCAGCAGGUUGAUUCGACUUGGGAGGCACUUAACGAACUCUUGAAUAGGAAGGCGAAGGUCGUGCAAGACCAGACCGAUGCCCUCAAGGCGAAGAUAAUAGCAGAAGACAAAGUUGUCAUGGACAAGAUUGCAGACAUCGCCACGGAAUGGAACAGUGAGAAACCAGUCUCGGGAACGAUUGCCCCUGAUGUUGCGUCCGCAACGCUCGCCUCCUUCGAAUCUCGCAUUACGAAAUUGCAAAAGGAAUCUGACAUGGUAUCUAAAGCCAAGGAAGCACUUGAUCUUCCAGCGAGUCCUGAAUCGUCGCUUUCGAUUAUACUAGAGGAGGUCCAAGACUUCAAAUCCGUUUGGGCCGGUUUGUCAACGAUCUGGAAGAGCUUGAAUGAACUCCGUGAAAUACUAUGGGGAAGUGUUCAACCGAGAAAAAUCAGGUCUAGCAUUGAUGGUCUCAUCAAGAUGACGAAGGAGAUGCCAAGCAGAAUGCGGCAAUAUGCUGCUUUUGAACAUGUCCAGAAUGUUCUCCGUCAGCUUCUGAAAGUGAACAAUCUACUGAACGACUUAAAAUCAGAGGCAAUUCGAGAUCGACACUGGACUAAGAUCUGGAAAGAGAUCAAACCCGGACGGCGGUAUUCGCCUGUGUCUAUGACACUGGGAGAUGUCUGGGAUCUUAACCUUGUCGCCACAGAGGUGAUCGUCCGAGACAUUAUCACUCAGGCUCAGGGUGAAAUGGCACUAGAGGAGUUCCUGAAGCAAGUGAAAGAAACCUGGAACAACUAUCAACUGGAUCUUGUGCCGUAUCAGAAUAAAUGCCGUCUCAUUCGCGGUUGGGAUGAGCUCUUCGCCAAGUGCAGUGAGAAUUUGAACUCGCUACAGGCGAUGAAACAUUCGCCGUAUUACAAAGAGUUCGAAGAGGAAGCAUCUUCCUGGGAAGACAAGCUAAAUCGUGUCCAUGUUCUGUUCGAUGUCUGGAUUGAUGUUCAACGCCAAUGGGUUUACUUGGAAGGUGUCUUCACAGGAAAUGCCGACAUCAAACAUCUAUUGCCUAUCGAGUCUUCCAGGUUCCAGAACAUCAAUAGCGAAUUCAUGACCGUAAUGAAGAAGGUUUACAAGCAGCCGAUGGUAAUGGACGUUUUGGGGAUCACUGGAGUCCAAAAGUCUUUGGAACGUCUCGCUGAGCUGCUCAACAAGAUACAGAAAGCGCUCGGUGAAUACCUUGAAAAGGAAAGAGUAUCAUUCCCUCGCUUUUAUUUCGUCGGCGAUGAAGAUCUUCUGGAAAUGAUCGGCAAUAGUAACGAUACUUUGCGUAUUGCUAAACACUUCAAAAAGAUGUUUGCUGGCUUGACGGGGCUUGUCAUGGACGAGGAAUCGGUCAUUACUGGCUUCACCUCCAAGGAGGGCGAGGUCGUACGCCUAAAGAAAGAGAUUUCUCUUCUUAAAACACCCAAGAUCAACGAUUGGCUCGCUCUGCUUGAGAGUGGUAUGAAAGCCACCCUCGCCGAACUUCUCGCUGAAGCUGUUGAGGCGUAUACCCCGAUAUUUGAGUCGGAGGAGAUCAGCCAGGGCGCGAUGAAUGAUUUUAUGAACAACUUCCCUAGUCAGAUUGUAGUACUUGCUACUCAAGUAGUUUGGACUACAGCGGUUGAGAAGUCGCUGAAUAACGGGGGCAGUACGCUUCAAUCUCUCUUCAGCCGAGAAGUCGGGGUUCUGCGGCUCCUUGCGGAGACUGUCCUCGGUGAUCUUGAGGUUAUACAGAGGAAAAAAUGCGAAGCCCUUAUUACAGAAUGCGUGCACCAGCGAGAUGUCAUCGAAAAUCUGGUAAAACUCAACGCAAGUUCCCCGACACAUUAUUUCUGGCUGCUACAGAUGCGAUAUGUAUACAGUCCUGAAGGGGACUUCCUACAACGUCUGUUUAUCAAGAUGGCAAAUGCGAAGCUUAACUAUGGUUUUGAAUAUCUGGGUGUUCCUGAUAGACUGGUUCGAACUCCUCUUACCGAUCGCUGCUUCGGGACCCUUACUCAAGCUCUGUGCCAAAGACUUGGUGGCUCGCCUUACGGACCUGCCGGUACUGGAAAGACUGAAUCAGUUAAAGCGCUUGGUGUCCAACUGGGUCGCUUUACUUUGGUAUUCUGUUGUGACGACACCUUUGAUUUCCAGGCAAUGGGUAGGAUUUUCCUUGGUAUCUGCCAAGUUGGUGCAUGGGGUUGUUUCGAUGAAUUCAACCGUUUGGAAGAAAGAAUUCUCUCCGCCGUCUCACAGCAAAUCCAGAACAUUCAGCUUGGUCUCAAACAAGGUGCCGAGGAUGAUAAGGCUCAAAUCGAACUAGUUGGCCGGCAGCUUCACGUUAAUGCUAAUACGGGUAUCUUUAUUACAAUGAACCCUGGCUAUGCCGGCCGUUCCAACUUGCCCGAUAACCUGAAGAAGCUGUUCCGCAGUGUAGCCAUGUCGAAGCCGGAUAAGGAACUGAUUGCUGAAGUCAUGCUUUACUCUCAAGGAUUCAACCAAGCAAAGCAGCUCUCUAAGCAGACAGUUCCAUUCUUCGACCAGUGCUCGACAAGGUUAUCCAAGCAAGCGCACUACGAUUUUGGUUUGCGUGCUCUGAAGAGUGUGCUCGUCAGCUCUGGUGGUCUCAAACGUGCCCGGCUUACUAGUAGUGACGGUAACAUCGGUGCUGAGGAAGUUGUGGAGCCCGAAAUUAUUGUGCAGAGUGUCCGAGAAACUAUAGCUCCAAAGCUGAUCCAAAACGAUGUUGAAAUCAUGAUGUCCAUUGAAAGCGAAUGCUUCCCUGGCGUCCAGUAUGUCCCGGCCAACUUGGUAGAACUAGAAGAUGCAAUCCGUCGUCUAGCAGCAGAGAGGCACCUUGUGGUGAACGAUGUUUGGAUGACCAAAGUUCUCCAGCUUUACCAGAUUCAAAAUAUCCACCAUGGUGUGAUGAUGGUGGGUAAUUCGGGAACUGGAAAAUCCGCAGCGUGGAGGCUCCUCUUAGAUGCACUUCAGCAAGUUGAGAAGGUCGAAGGUGUCUCUCAUAUCAUCGACUCAAAGGUCAUGUCGAAGGAGGCUUUGUACGGAAACUUAGAUUCAACCACUCGAGAAUGGACCGAUGGUCUCUUCACGAGCAUACUGCGGAAGAUUGUCGAUAAUCUUCGUGGAGAAGAUUCUAAGCGUCACUGGAUCGUCUUCGACGGUGAUGUCGACCCAGAAUGGGUUGAAAACUUGAACAGUGUACUCGAUGAUAACAAGCUACUCACACUUCCUAAUGGUGAGCGUCUCAAUCUACCACCUAAUGUCCGAAUCAUGUUCGAAGUCGAGACGUUGAAGUAUGCUACUCUGGCAACUGUGAGUCGUUGCGGUAUGGUUUGGUUUAGCGAGGAUACCGUCACACCAAGCAUGAUGGUUACCAACUACCUUGAGAGACUGAGGGCAGUGCCUUUUGAAGAUUUAGAUGAGGAUGCUGCCGCGGCUGGCCAGAGCCCCGCAAAGACCCUUCAGAUUCAAGGUCAGGUCGCGGAUUUGUUGCACGCCUAUCUAACCACGGACAACUUCAUCCUCGACGCUCUCAAGCAAGCAGAAACAUACAACCAUAUCAUGGAGUUUACUAUCGCUCGUGUUCUCACAACUCUUUUCUCUCUAUUAAACAAGUCUGUCCGAGACAUGAUCGAAUACAACGCAGCGCAUGUUGAUUUCCCCUUGGAUCCGGAGCAGAUUGAGGCGUAUGUUUCGAAGAAGUUGUUACUUGCUCUAGUCUGGGCUUUAACAGGUGAUUGUCCACUCAAUGACCGAAAAGCCUUCGGAGACAGCGUUGGAGCUCUCGCUAGCUUUGGAUCCCCGCCCCUUGAUGGUACCAGUUCCCUUAUCGACUUCGAUGUCGCCCUUCCUAGAGCCGAAUGGACACCGUGGCAAAACGAAGUUCCCACGAUCGAGGUCAACACGCACUCCGUUACACAAACAGACGUCGUCAUUCCAACGUUGGAUACAGUCCGUCACGAAGAUGUGCUCUAUUCUUGGCUUGCAGAACACAAGCCACUUCUGCUCUGUGGCCCCCCUGGUUCUGGUAAAACGAUGACUCUUUUCAGUGCACUUCGAAAACUGCCAAACAUGGAGGUCGUCGGUCUGAAUUUCUCUAGUGCGACCACACCUGAUCUCCUCAUAAAGACUUUUGAGCAGUACUGUGAAUAUAAGAAGACACUGAACGGCGUGAUGUUGUCACCAACUCAGAUUGGGCGAUGGCUCGUAAUCUUCUGUGAUGAGAUCAACUUGCCGGCACCGGACAAAUACGGAACUCAACGAGCAAUUUCGUUCCUCCGCCAGCUUGUAGAACAUAACGGUUUCUGGCGAACGUCGGACAAGUCUUGGGUAACACUCGAUCGAAUCCAGUUUGUGGGAGCUUGUAAUCCUCCAACUGACGCUGGCCGUACGCCCAUGGGAGCCAGAUUCCUUAGACAUGCACCGCUCAUUAUGGUCGAUUAUCCAGGCGAGUUGUCCCUACUUCAGAUCUAUGGUACUUUCAACUCCGCUAUCCUCAAGAUCAUUCCAGCGCUUCGUGGAUACUCCGAACCGCUUACUCAAUCGAUGGUUCGGUUCUACUUGGAGUCGCAACAACGGUUUACACCUAAAAUACAACCUCAUUACGUCUACAGUCCUCGUGAGUUGACGAGAUGGGUACGUGGUGUAUACGAGGCCAUCCGUCCAUUAGAAACCCUAUCGAUAGAAGGGUUGAUUCGCAUCUGGGCGCACGAGGCUUUACGACUUUUCCAAGAUCGUUUAGUUGCGGAAGAGGAGAGGCAAUGGACGGAAGAAGCUGUGCGGCGCAUCGCACUAGAGUUCUUCCCCACCAUCGAUGAGCAGAAAGCGUUAGGCGGGCCAAUCCUGUUCUCCAACUGGCUUUCAAAGAACUACGUCCCUGUUGACCGAGAACAAUUACGAGACUUUGUCAAGGCUCGCCUCAAGACAUUCUGCGAAGAAGAGGUGGAUGUUCCGCUCAUUUUGUUCAACGAUGUACUUGAGCACGUUCUUCGUAUUGAUCGUGUCUUUAGACAACCACAAGGUCACCUGAUCUUGAUCGGUGUCAGUGGAAGUGGAAAGACUACACUUUCGAGAUUCGUUGCAUGGAUGAAUGGUCUGAAGGUCUUCCAAAUCAAGGUCCACGGCAAGUACUCUGCUGAAGACUUCGAUGAGGAUCUCCGAGAGGUCUUGCGCCGUUGCGGUUGCAAGGGCGAAAAGAUAUGCUUUAUCAUGGACGAGUCUAAUGUUCUUGACUCGGGUUUCCUAGAGCGCAUGAACACUCUACUUGCCAACGCCGAAGUCCCUGGUCUCUUUGAAGGAGACGAUUUUGCCUCUUUAAUGACUGCCUGCAAGGAAGGGGCGCAACGGCAAGGUCUACUACUGGAUUCCCAAGAAGAGCUGUAUAAAUGGUUCACGCAGCAGAUCGUCAAGAAUCUGCAUGUUGUCUUCACUAUGAAUCCACCUGAAGAUGGGCUGUCCUCGAAGGCUGCUACCAGUCCCGCCUUGUUCAAUCGUUGUGUGUUGAAUUGGUUUGGAGACUGGUCUGACCAGGCACUCUUCCAAGUUGCAAACGAGUUGACGCAUUCUAUUGACUUAGACAAGCCUAACUUCCUAGCCCCUGAUACUAUUCCCGUUGCCUAUCGCGGUCUCACCUUACCUCCUUCUCAUAGAGAAACGGUCGUGAACUCUAUGGUUUACAUCCACUAUUCUCUUCAGCAGUUUAACGCGAAGCUUCAGAAGCAACAGGGCAAAGUUACAUUCCUUACGCCGCGCCACUUCCUCGACUUUGUUGCUCAGUAUGUAAAGCUAUACAAUGAAAAGCGGGAAGAUUUGGAAGAACAACAGCGUCACUUGAACGUCGGUCUCGACAAGCUGAGAGACACGGUCGAGAAAGUCCGGGACCUGAGAGCUAGUUUGGCUGAGAAGAAGACCCAACUUGAAGCAAAGGAUGCGGAAGCCAAUGAGAAAUUACAGCGCAUGGUUGCAGAUCAACGGGAAGCCGAACAGCGCAAGAACACUUCUCUCGAGAUCCAAGCAGCUCUUGAAAAGCAAGAAGCAGAAGUCGCAUCCCGCAGGGAGGUUGUGCUCAAUGACCUAGCAAAAGCUGAACCCGCAGUAGAAGAAGCAAAGGCUAGUGUCAGCAACAUUAAACGACAGCACUUGACUGAAGUUCGAUCUAUGGGUUCUCCACCCCAGGGUGUCCGACUCGCCAUGGAAGCCGUAUGUGCACUGCUAGGCCACAAGAUCACCGAUUGGAAGAACGUCCAAGCCAUUGUUCGCCAAGACAAUUUUAUCGCGAGCAUUGUCAACUUCGACAACGAGAAACAAAUGACAAAAUCCUUGCGAACGCUUAUGCGGACCAAAUUCUUAGCCCAGCCAGAUUUCACGUACGAGAAGGUAAAUCGUGCCAGCAAGGCUUGCGGUCCUCUAGUUCAAUGGGUAGAAGCCCAGGUUAAUUAUUCCGAAAUUCUUGACCGCGUCGGUCCUCUACGGGAGGAGGUGGGCGAACUUGAAGAACGAGCUCUUCAGACCAAAGCUGAGGCAAAGGCUGUUGAAAAUACUAUCACCAGUCUAGAGCGGAGCAUCGCUACUUACAAGACUGAAUACGCAGCCCUCAUCAGCGAGACUCAAGCCAUCAAGGCCGAGAUGGCUCGAGUCCAAUUUAAGGUCGACCGAAGUGUAAGGCUUCUUGACAGUCUGUCCUCAGAGCGUACCCGUUGGGAGGAUGGCAGCAAGUCAUUCGAGACUCAAAUUAGCACCUUGGUCGGCGAUGUCCUAGUCGCCGCCGCUUUCUUAGCAUACAGUGGUCUCUACGAUCAAACCUUCCGAAAGUCAAUGAUGGAAGACUGGUUGCACCAACUUCACCUUUCCGGGAUCAACUUCAAACCUCAUAAUCCCGUUACGGAAUAUUUGUCGACUGCGGACGAACGACUCAGCUGGCAAGAAAACACCCUGCCAGUCGAUGAUCUAUGCACAGAAAACGCCAUCAUUCUCAAGCGCUUCAACCGUUACCCACUGAUUAUCGACCCUUCAGGCAGGGCUACCGAAUUCCUUCAGCGCGAAUGCAAGGAUCGUCGUCUUACUGUGACAAGUUUCUUGGACGACUCCUUCACAAAGCAGCUCGAAAGUUCUCUCAGAUUUGGUAACCCAAUUCUCAUACAAGAUGCGGAACAUUUGGAUCCAAUCCUUAACCACGUCCUCAACAAGGAAUACCAGAAGACCGGCGGUCGUGUGCUUAUCCAACUUGGCAAGCAGGAAAUUGACUUCUCCCCUGCGUUCAAGAUUUAUCUAUCCACGAGAGAUCCAUCGGCGACAUUCCCGCCGGAUAUUUGUAGUCGAACAACGUUUGUCAACUUCACUGUCACCCAGAGCAGUCUCCAGACUCAGUCCCUUAACGACGUUCUGAAAUCGGAGAGACCAGACAUUGACGAGAGAAGGUCUAAUCUCAUCAAGCUACAAGGCGAAUUCAAAGUUCAUCUUCGACAACUUGAAAAACGACUUCUGCAAGCCCUUAACGAAUCUCGGGGUAAUAUUUUGGAUGACGAUCAUGUCAUCGAGACUCUCGAGACUCUCAAGACCGAAGCUGGCGAGAUUGCGACUAAGAUGAGUAACACCGAAGGAGUAAUGGCCGAAGUUGAAGAGAUCACGCUGCAGUACAGCAUCAUUGCCCGCUCAUGCAGUGCCGUAUUUGCUGUCCUCGAGCAACUGCACUACCUCAACCACUUCUACCAAUUUUCUCUGCAGUAUUUUCUUGACAUCUUCCAUUCUGUUCUCCAUGGCAAUAAGAACCUAGCAAGCGAAAGAGAUUUCAACAAACGCCGAGAUGUCAUCAUCAAGGACUUAUUCGUAACAACUUUCAAGAGGACUGCCCUGGGUCUACUCCAAAAGGAUCGGAUCACUCUCGCCAUGCUCCUCGCCCAAGCCUCGCCUUACAAGAUGGACAAGAGCUUGAUUGAUGUCAUCCUCGACGAUCGUGUCGAAGGCAAAGACCUCUCCACCGAAAGCGACGCCAAGGAUGAGACUUUCACCCGUGCGAAGAGACUUGGUGUGUUGAAGGAUAAGCUUGACCAAGUACCGGCUAAUGCCUGGGAUGCAUUCCUGUCGGAGGAGCUUGCAGAAAACUUCGUCCCCCAAAUUUGGGAUGCAAACACAGAACCAUUUGAUCAAGGGUUGCUCUCGUUGCUUCUAGUCAAACUCUUCCGCCUCGACCGUUUCGUCCCGACUGCGGAGCGGUUCGUGACUUCGGUCUUCGGAGCUGAACUACUUGACAUUGUGGAUGAUCUCAAAGAAACCGUCAGCCAGGUGCCUCCAACUCGUCCCAUUUCGUUGGUUUCAACCCCCGGCUUCGACGCCAGUUACAAGGUGGACAACUUGGUUGAGCGAAUGCGUGUUAGGUGCACAAACAUCGCUAUGGGUUCAAACGAAAGUCUUACAAGUGCCGACAAGGCGGUUACCAAUGCAGCACAGGUCGGAUCUUGGGUUCUCAUCAAGAACGUUCAUCUUGCGCCAACUUGGUUACAAUCUCUCGAGAAGCGUAUGGAAUCUCUCAACCCUCAUUCCGAUUUUAGACUAUUCCUGUCGAUGGAAUCCAGCCCAAAGAUUCCUGUGAACUUGCUGCGCGCAUCUCGCGUACUUAUGUACGAACAGCCAGCUGGUGUCCGUGCCAAUAUGAAGGAUUCGAUGUCUUCUUUAUCCACCAGAGUUACCAAGAGCCCCGUAGAGCGCGGCAGGCUUUACUUACUUCUCUCUUUCUUACAUGCUGUGGUACAGGAGCGUCUACGGUACGCACCAAACCUGGGAUGGAAAGGUUUCUGGGAGUUCAACGACAGCGACUACGAAUGCUCCGCCUUCAUUGUCGAUACAUGGAUUGAGUCCGUAGCACAAAACCGUACGAAUAUCAAUCCGCAAAACAUACCCUGGGAUAUGAUCCGCUACCUGGUCCGUGAGACCUACGGUGGUAAGAUUGACGACGAAGGGGAUUUCAACCGGCUGACUGAGUUGGUCAAUCAAUCCCUUACGCCAUCGGCUUUCGACAUUGGGCAUAAAUUAGUGGAGGGGUCGGAGAAGGAUGGGCAGGAAACGAGUCUCGCAGUACCAUCUGGUACUUCAAUGGAAGAAUUCAUGGGAUGGAUCCAAAAACUCCCCGAGCGUGAGCCGCCAACUUAUCUGGGACUGCCUGCAAACGCAGAGAAGCUUCUUCUCGUUGGACUUGGCAAGAGUCUAAUACAAAACCUGAAGAAGGUGACAGAACUACUAGAUGAGGGAGAACAGCUCAUGGCUGAAGUUUAAGGAGAGAUGUACGAAGUUAUGAGAUGAUUGUUUGUUGGCCUUCCUGUCCGAUACCCCUAUUCGAUUUUUAAAUUGCUAUCGGUUUUUUUCUUCUUUACGAAAAGUAUACCUACAUUAUGCUAGACUAUUAAAUUUAGUACCAAAUAAAACAAGAUGGAUAACCACAAUAUUGUUUAUAAAAGGUAUUCGAUGUUCGGUGCCUGUAAGCUUUUUUUUUUUUUUUUUUUUUUCGUAUUAUUGACCUAACCCUCGCCUUCGAGUAACCUACCUAGGUACUUACCGCCACAAAAAGUGAAAAAUAUCUACCUAGUACCUCUUGAAGGGAGGUAAAGGAACCCGUCGGGUACUGACAUC
Molecule: messenger RNA, 13760 nt
Organism: Daldinia caldariorum
Lineage: Eukaryota; Fungi; Ascomycota; Sordariomycetes; Xylariales; Hypoxylaceae
Product: cytoplasmic dynein heavy chain
Exons: 3
Coding region: 351-13406 (4351 amino acids)
Biological process (GO): microtubule-based movement
Cellular component (GO): dynein complex
Molecular function (GO): ATP binding; dynein light intermediate chain binding; dynein intermediate chain binding
Source: RefSeq, a predicted model, not a curated record